CUCAUUCCCUUACAAAAGCACAACAAGACACCCGUCAGUUUCUUUUCAGUUGAGCGACGGUAUGUUUUCUUCACCAUUAUAUUUCGUCAACAUGUGCAAGAUCACUCUUAUCGCAGGUCUCUGUUUGAUCAUCGCCAGCUUUGCCUCCUCCACCCGGCUGGUGUGUUACUAUAACAAUGUGGCGGCAAACAGAGCGGGGAAUGGGAUGUUCACGGUUUCCGAUAUUGAUCCUAACCUGUGUACGCAUCUGAUAUAUGCCUUCUCCGGCAUAAACGAUCAAAACGAGCUGGUGCCCAGCCAAUCAAAUGAUGUACAGAGCUAUGUGUCAUUCAAUCAACUCAAAGAACGCAAUCCACAGCUCAAAACCCUCUUGGCGGUUGGAGGCCUUUCUUAAGCGGACAGAGGUGAAUUCAGUUCAAUGGGGGCAAGCCAACAAAACAGAGCAACGUUCAUCCAGUCUGCGAUCACGCUGCUAAGAAGCAAUGGGUUUGAUGGGCUAAACCUGGACUGGAGGUACCCGGGAGGAGCUGGAAGCCAACCAGGGGGCAAACAGAGCUUCACAUUGCUGUGCAAGGAGCUCAACGAGGCCUUUGUGGCUGAAGGAACAAGAACUGGCCGUGACAGAUUACUCCUCACUGCGAGCGUCUCUGCCGAGAAAGCAAUCAUCGAUGACAGUUAUGACGUCCCGCAGGUUUCCACGUAUCUGGAUUUCAUCAAUGUGUUGACAUUUGACUUUCACGGCCCCUGGGAAAGCGUCACGGGACAUCACAGCCCCUUAUUCCAAAGAGCCCAAGAGACUGGAAACCAAACCUACUUGAACACUAACUUUUCCAUGAGGUACUGGCGAGACCAGGGAGCACCUACAGACAAGCUCAACUUGGGGUUGGCGGCAUAUGGCCGUGCUUUUGACCUCUCCACUGAAUCCAUGGAUGUAGGUGCACCAGCAAGCGGCCCUGGUGAAGAAGGCUGCUUCACCGGGGAAGAAGGAUUCUGGUCCACUUAUGAGAUCUGCCUUUAUACUGAAGGGGUUCCUUCCCAGCUGAUCGCUGACCAGCAAGUCCCUUUUGCUGUCCCAGAACAUCAGUGGGUUGGUUUCGAUGACAAAACCAGCCUUACUACAAAGGUCAAUUACCUAAAGAGCAACAACUUUGGAGGAGCCUUUGUCUGGUCUGUGGAUCUGGAUGACAAAACUGGAACAUACUGUAAAAUGGGGGAAAACCCUUUCAUCGGCCACCUGCAUAACCUCCUGGUUCCAGGUUUUCCUGACCUCAGCAGUACACCUCGCCCUACAACAAACACAACAACGCCCACUAUCACAACCCCCCCUACAACAACCAUAACCAUGCUCCCUACCUCCACAACAACAACUCCUACUACCACAACAAUAAUCAGGCCCACUACAACUCCCAUGACUACCACAACUACAAUCAGGCCCACUACCACAACUCCCACUACAACACCAACAACUCCCACUACGACAACUACUAUCAGGCCGACUACCACAACUCCCACUACAACACCCAACAACUCCCACUACGACAACUACAAUCAGGCCACUACUACAACUACCACUACAACACCACCACUACCACUACGACAACUACGAUUAGGCCCACUACUACCAACUACUCCUACAACACCCACAACUCCCACUACGACAACUACAAUCAGGCCCACUACCACAACAACACCAACAACUCCCACUACGACAACUACAAUCAGGCCCACUAGCACAACUCCCACUACAACACCAACAACUCCCACUACGACAACUACAAUCAGGCCCACUACCACAACAACACCAACAACUCCCACUACGACAACUACAAUCAGGCCCACUAGCACAACUCCCACUACAACACCAACAACUCCCACUACGACAACUACAAUCAGGCCCACUACCACUACAACACCAACAACUCCCACUACGACAACUACAAUCAGGCCACUAGCCCACUACCACAACAACACCAACAACUCCCACUACGACAACUACAAUCAGGCCCACUACCACAACAACACCAACAACUCCCACUACGACAACUACAAUCAGACCGACUACCACCACCACCGCCGCCCCAGUUCCAUCUACUACAUCGUUUGCAGACCUUUGUAA
This is a messenger RNA of Gasterosteus aculeatus aculeatus (three-spined stickleback), 2116 nucleotides long. The record is from RefSeq and is a predicted model, not a curated record. NCBI's taxonomy places the organism in Eukaryota, Metazoa, Chordata, Actinopteri, Perciformes, Gasterosteidae.